AUGCAGACAAAUGGCACAACGCUGGAACGUUACCUUGAGUCGAAAACCCACCUUUUCAUAACAAAGUUCAAGGUGGUAUGCGCUCAAUGUGUUUUUGUCAACGAUAUAAAUACUGGCUAUUUUGAAACACUGACCAGCUCAGUUGAGUUCCGCUCUAAAUUCCCCAUUGGAAGAACAAUGCUUGUCGUCAUCUUGUCUCUUCUACUAGUUUUGCCACUCGCUAUUAUGAUUACAACUACCGAAACGGAGUAUACCCAAUUCAAUCUGUGCGACUUCUACUGCAAGAAGAAGGCUGGUAUCGACUACCCGACGUUGCGUGCAAACGAGAUUACAGAGGAGGAGAGAAGAAAACUCGCUGCGUACUUUACAUUUUUCAACGAAUGCAUACUUGCUGAUGUUUCCACACUUCACAACAACAUUCCUUCUCCUGAUGUGUAA
Dicrocoelium dendriticum is the source of this 438-nucleotide messenger RNA. NCBI's taxonomy places the organism in Eukaryota, Metazoa, Platyhelminthes, Trematoda, Plagiorchiida, Dicrocoeliidae. The record is from the annotation of a GenBank genome assembly.